GGCGGCGUCCCGCGCGCCGCCGCGGGCGAGCCGGCGCGGGCCAAGGGCAGGCAGGCGGAGAGGCCCGCCUUCGACUCCGCGGCGGCCGCGGAGUGGAUGUCCGCCAGGUGCCGGGAGGUGGCGGAGGAGCACGCGAGGCAGAAGGCGUCCGGCGAGAGGGGCAGCAUCUACCACUUCCCCGCGACCUCGUGUCCGACCGGUCGGGGGCAGGCUGGUUUCCUGGCGGGCGCCGCGAGGUGCUGCCACCACAGGAGGACUUCCUGCUGCAGCUGCAGCGGGCGCUGGCGCCCCACCACGCGCGCCCCGCGGAGCACGCGGCGGCGGGCGGCCCCCCCCCGGAGGUCAGGGCGCUGGGCCAGGCAGCGGCUAUAG
Prorocentrum cordatum is the source of this 372-nucleotide messenger RNA. Lineage: Eukaryota; Dinophyceae; Prorocentrales; Prorocentraceae. The record is from the annotation of a GenBank genome assembly.